UUCAGUUAGUCGUUCUCGUUCCAAGUGUAAACAUCUCCCGCUCCAACAAAACAAUUUUUAAUUCUGUACAUUUUACUACUCGUCAAAAAUAAUUCGUAACUUUUUUUGUUCCGCUUAGUAAUCGGGAUUGUGAUUUUUGAUUGAAAAUGGUGUGCCCGAAGAAUACAUCGGUGAAUGGAGAGAGAAGCGAGGAGGAUCGCGUGCAGCGCAACAAUUCGCGCGCACGUCCAAGGUCAAACUUAUUUUGAAGGAUCCGAAUCAGAACGGCAAUGGUCGGAUUAGAACGGGGGCUCUCCCCCGAGGGAGAACCAAAGGAAGAGUCAAAAAUGCCGGGGGAGAACAUGGACCAGCAGCCAUUGGAAGCGGCGUGCCCACUGCCAGCGAUGAUGAUGAAAUCAUCAUUGUAAGUGUUCAGCUGCGACCAGAACCACCAAUGGAUGAAGAAUCCAUGAGUCCGGUGUGCACCUGGACUGUUGAGGAGGACGUGGAUGGCACUUCGCUGAUGCUGCUCACGCGCCACGGACCAGCAGCCAGCGCCUACCUUUAUCGGUCUCAGCCCAGUUCACACAAACGAUCUCAACAAGCUUGCCACCUUAGAGGAGAUACUGGCCCAGCUGAUUAUGCGUCUUGGAUGCUCCGUGCUUCCCGAUGGUGCCUACGACACCGUAGGCCUCACCCUCAAAGAGGGGGUUUGCUUUGGAUUCCUGCAGAUGGAGAAAGGAGGAUACUGAAAAUUCUUCACUCUCUGAACACUGACAAUAAUGAUUUCAUCAUCAUCGCUGGCAGUGGGCACCACCUCUUCCAAUGGCUGCUUGUCCAUGUUCUCCAGCGGCAUUUCUGA
Molecule: messenger RNA, 841 nt
Organism: Drosophila obscura
Lineage: Eukaryota; Metazoa; Arthropoda; Insecta; Diptera; Drosophilidae
Exons: 4
Coding region: 434-841 (135 amino acids)
Source: RefSeq, a predicted model, not a curated record